Molecule: messenger RNA, 2306 nt
Organism: Uranotaenia lowii
Lineage: Eukaryota; Metazoa; Arthropoda; Insecta; Diptera; Culicidae
Exons: 1
Coding region: 81-1649 (522 amino acids)
Source: RefSeq, a predicted model, not a curated record
CUCAACGCAAACAUAGUAGGCCUCGUAGAAGUGUUGUUUCUAACAGUAAUCCGGAAGCGGGCACCGGAAUUGACACCGCAAUGCCUGACUUUCCGCCACAAAUAACCGCUGAUGGGUCUGCUGAUUAUUAUUUGGAUAGUUUAGUUUUGCAUGACGUUAGCGUAGAUACAGUCAGUAGUAGACCAACUAUUUCUGACACUGAUGGUGAUGGUAUUAGCGAUAAUGGUGUUAGUUUAUCAGACCUUGUGGGUAUAGAGGUUGUAAGUGAUGAUGAUGGUGACUAUUUAACAACAUCAUCUUCUAAAACAUUCCCAGAAAGCACCUUCGUACCCGACGAUGAAACUACUCUCCCAACAUAUUCCGCUUUGUUUGUCUCGUCUUCAAACGCUGCUCCUUCUAUUCCCUAUCCAUCUUCCUCUUUAUCACAAUCACAUCCAUCGCCAUCGCCUUCCACCGGCACCAGUUCCGAACCAGCGGCAGAUGUUGAAUAUGACCAAAAUUCAUACGUCUUCGAGGAACAACCGACCGACAGACAGGAGGAUGAAAUUUUUACCACUAAUGAUAACGGCAUAGCAUAUGUUUCAACCAACAAUGAUCCUGAUUUAAUCACAAAUAAUUCAUUUGAUGUGGAAUUAACUGCUCCGAGACUGAGGUCCUUGCCAGCCACUGAUUUUCCUUUUCCGACGACGGAACAGCCCGAGCAACCCAUGGAAGUGGAUGAUAUCUUCCUAAUAAACGACCAGCAGAAGCUCCGUUUUGUUGAGGAAGAAAAAUUACCGAAUGAUGAUCCAUCAGCCUUGUACGAGCAUUUUGGCGAGGCAGAAGCUGGUAUGGAUGUGGAACUCAUCAGCCUCGAGGAUGGACCUAUUAGUGGCGAAGAGAUGCGAAAGGCAAAAAGUAAGCUGUUCUACAAGAACGUACAACGAUUAGACGAGCUGGAAGAGCAGGAUGUGGAAAAGGUCGAAAUUCACACCCUUCCAUCGACUAAUGAGAUCAAAACCCAGCCGCCUCCAUCAAGUCCACGACCAUCAGAACCGGCGAUGGUUAAUGCUAUUCCUGUUACGUUGACCCCUCAUGUUCCCGUUUAUCUGAUUCAGGAAGGUAAUGGUACCAGUCAAGAAAAGACGGAUUCUGGUCAGUUGCCACGAUUGUUGGUUAACAUUUCCAUCGCAUCCGACCAUGGAAGUGGCACAGUACAACACUCGGUUUAUGUUCUGCAAGUGACUAUACCCACUCCAGCGGAAAACAUUCCACCGCCAAAAUCUCAAACUGAACAAGCUACUGCGUGUCCACCUGAACCCCCACCUGCUCCACCCUGUCCUAUAAAAUGCCCAAAUUCCUCUUUUUUCGAAAAAUACCGUGUUUUAAGCAUAAUCGAUGAUGAGAGCAACAGCACAGAGCUGGAAGAGGAGUCCUCGGAUGAAUCAGCCUUGCUUGAAUCUUCCACUGAUUUUACCACAACCACAACCAGCAGUAGCAGCAGCAACAAUUUUUCAACAACGGUCAGCGAAUACGAGUCCCCAGCGACUGUCACCCAACUUCCAGAAAUUUUACCUACAUGCCCGGAACUUAAACCGGCACCAAUUUUGAUCCUGGAAGGUGAGACAAUUCACACACAACGUUCUCAAUCCACUAACGAACAUCUGUAGCAACGCAAAAAUGCAAAGUUGAGCAUCAUCCCUCCCAAGCGUCGAACAACUUUGCGCCGCUCUCUGUACAUACAAAAAGGCUCAUACAUAGAUUAAGGUGACGAUGCCGACGCGGCGAGGCCGGCAAACGAGACCAACCCGAGGCAAAAAUCCCAAGGAUUCUAAACUUCUCCGGCGAACUAACAUUCAUUCUCGAAAGCCAUCCUCCUAGCAAGUGCUAACCAGAAAUCGCAUUGACAUUCCGCACUUUUUGUUGUCACCAACCAGUGUACACACCUCGCUCCUUGUCUAUAGAAUCUCCAAACAUUCCCCUCUUAAUUCCUUCACCAACCUACCCACCCUAUUAUACUGUGUGUGUGGUGUGUGGAAAAAUGCUUUGCAUGCUUCACUUUGCCUUUAAAUUGUGUCUCCAGCAGUGAAGGAACCACUGCUGGAGGAAUUAAUGAUUAUUCAACCAACGCGCUCAUCAACUUUCCCAAAGUAUUAAACCUAGUCAUGCCCUAGUCUUUCGUCGUGUUGGAGUUUACUAACAUUUCUGUCUUCUGUCUUCCUUUUUUCUCUCUUCUUCCUAUCUAUGCUAAACGCAAAAAAAAUGCAACCUGUAUGCACUUUGGGACGCAUUGGAUUUUCCACUCCAAUUCCUUUUCGACAAAAACA